Messenger RNA from Cylicocyclus nassatus, 1667 nucleotides. NCBI's taxonomy places the organism in Eukaryota, Metazoa, Nematoda, Chromadorea, Rhabditida, Strongylidae. The record is from the annotation of a GenBank genome assembly.
AUGAUCGUGAAAUCAAAACUGAAAGCUGCUCAACCUCAUGAACCCAUUCAUAUCACAAUUCUGAGGCGAUGUCUGCAGUUCCAUGCAGAUGAUCCAGAGAAGAAAGCUUAUUUCUCAAGUAUUGAUAACUCAGAUGGGGUAACAUUCAAGCAAAUCCGUGACUAUUCGCUGAGUUUGGCUUCGUGGUUUGUAGAGAAUGGUUUCCGGAAGGGUGAUGUUCUGCUUCUUUGUAUGUACAAUAGCUGGCACUUCGUUGUGACUUGCCUAGGUGCUUGGUCCGCUGGUUUGGUUGUGUCUCCUGCUAGCACAUUGUUCACUGAAUACGAACUUCGCUACCAGCUUGAAGACUCCACUGCCAAAAUAAUUGUCACAGAAGAAUCACUGCUGGAAAAAAUCACAAAAGCAAAUAGCACUGGUGCUAAGAUCCUCUGCGUUAGUGAAAAGACAGCAAGUGCUGACGAUUUCAUGAACAUCGUCACAAAACAAAGGACCUCUACAGCGGUACCAGUGCCUGUUAAAUUGGAGAAUGAUCUGAUUUUGCUUUCUUAUUCGAGUGGGACCACUGGCGCCCCAAAGGGCGUGAUGCUUAGUCAUAGAAACUAUGCGGCAGCGUUAAUAUCCUAUGUCAUAAAGUUCGAUGAUUCUUACAAAGCCUUGGGCCUUGACGGCUUUGUCCCUCCUGCGCAUUUGAUGGCCUUUCUUCCCUCUUAUCAUGCAAUGGGUCUCUUUGGUACAAUGUUCGCAUUACACAAUGGAACAACACAAAUUACUAUGAAAAAAUUCGAUUUAGAAUCUCUUCUUCGGCAUUUACAAGACUACAAUAUCUCAUCGCUAGGAGCUGUCCCAUCUGUAGUGCUGGCUAUGGCUGAAUCACCCAUUCUGGACAAUUAUGAUCUCAGCUCAUUGAUGAUGAUUGCAACGGGUGGAGCUCCCCUCAGCCUAAAAGUUGUUGAGCGUCUUCAAAAGCGCUUGCCACAUGUACAGCUAUUCCAAGGAUACGGUAUGACCGAAAUGAGCAUUGCUUCCCAUAUAUCUGCGCUCGGUUGUCCUGAUGGCAGUGUUGGACAGUUGCUGCCAAAUACAGAGAUGAAGGUGAUCUCAAAGACAGGAAAACUCUGUGGACCAAGAGAACAAGGAGAAUUGUGGGUACGUGGACCGCAAGUCAUGAAAGGAUACUGGAGGAGACCAGAGCUCUCUAAAGAUCUGUUUGACAGUGAGGGGUUUAUGCGCACAGGCGACAUCGUGUACUACGAUGAUGAUGGAUACACCUUUAUCUGCGAUCGUGCUAAAGAGUUGAUCAAAGUUAAUGGAAAGCAGGUUUCUCCAACAGAGCUGGAGGAUGUGCUUAUGGCCCACCCGGAAAUAACAGAUUGCUGUGUUGUUGGUCUUCCGCACGACAAAUAUGGCGAAGUGCCUCUUGCCUUUAUCGUUGCUAAAUCUAUCAAUGAAGAAAACAUUCACGCGUAUAUCAAAGAGCGACUUGCACCUUACAAGCGAUUACGAGGCGGUAUUCAAUUUUUGGAUACCAUACCAAGGACACCAUCGGGAAAGACCAUGAAGAGAGCUUUGAAGGAUGACUACCUGAAGAAAGUAAAACAAACGCAUAAGAGUCGCCUUUGACCACAUCGUAUUCACUUAGAGAUGUGCGAAAAUAAUAAAAAUCUAAG